UCACUGCAGAGCGUGCCACUGUUCAAUGAUUCCGCUUUUUCGGUCGGUGAGGAAAUAUUAGGGUGAAAGGUUAGGCAACGUUAUAACUCCAAUGCCAGUGACAAAGCCCACAGUUCCCUUCCGGACACUACGACAGAUCGGUUACUAUACCCAAUCCUGAGAUCCACCGACAAGCCAACUUUCUCCAGCAGCCGUGGGCGAGCCUGAACUGAAAUAGCAGACGCGCACGCACGGACCAAACGCCCGUCUCUACAGAUCUACUGUUUUAGACCAGAGGAGCAGAGCACCAUGGUUGUGUCCAAGGCUUGGACGUUACGCCAGCACUUCCAGGGUUUCCCCAAGGCUAGUGACUUCCAUCUGAGGGAGGAGACGCUGCCACAGCCCAAGAAUGGACAGGUGCUGUUGGAGGCUGUGUUCCUCAGUGUGGAUCCUUACAUGAGACCCUACAGCCAGACGAUGAUGAAGGAGGGAGACGUGAUGAUUGGGUCCCAAGUUGCCAAGGUGAUCCAGAGCUAUAACCCCAGCUUCCCGGUUGGCUGCCAUGUGGUCAGUGAUUGUGGAUGGAGGAGUCACUGGGUGUGUGAUGGGGCAGAGCUGACCCCUGUGCUGCCCGACUGGCCCCAGGACAUCCCCCUCUCCCUGGCCCUGGGGGCCAUCGGCAUGCCUGGUUUGACAGCUCUGUAUGGACUAGAGGAGGUGUGUGAGAUAAAGAAGGGGGAGACUCUUCUGGUGAACGCUGCAGCAGGGGCCGUGGGCUCAGUGGUGGGACAGAUCGCCAAGAUCAAGGGCUGCAGAGUGGUGGGCUGUGCUGGGACAGAUUCCAAGGUGUCCUAUCUAAAGGAGCUGGGUUUUGACCAGGUCUUCAACUACAAGACUGCCACCUCUCUGGAGGAAUCACUCAGGGAGGCCGCGCCACACGGAUACGACUGCUACUUUGAGAAUGUUGGUGGGAAGUUCUCCAGUGUAGUGAUGCCUCAGAUGAGAGAGUUCGGCAGAAUAGCUGUGUGUGGAAGCAUCUCCAUGUACAACGACACCACACCACAGACAGGGCCGUAUGUACACACCCAUAUGAUCUUCAAACAGCUGAGGAUGGAGGGCUUCCUGUGUGCUCGCUGGAAACUCAAACACCAGCAGUCACUGAGGAGGCUGAUGGCCUGGAUGACUGAGGGCAAGCUGAGAUGCAGUGAACACAUCACCAGUGGUUUCAACAACAUGCCUGCUGCCUUCAUGGGCAUGUUACAGGGAGACAACACCGGCAAGGCUGUGGUCAAGGUGUGAUGACGUCACAAUCAACAUUACACUCCUCCAGAACAUCUGGCUAAAGCAUUCCAGAACACUCAACUUCAUACACUCCAGGUUCUAGAAGCAGAAUCUGUUUCUACUUAACAUUCCAGAACACUCAACUUCAUUACACUCCAGGUUCUAGAACCAGAAUCUGUUUCUACUUAACAUUCCAGAACACUCAACUUCAUACACUCCAGGUUCUAGAACCAGAAUCUGUUUCUACUUAACAUUCCAGAAUCCUUCCUGUAUGUCACACUAGUGUUCUGGUCCAUGUUUAUUCAUAGACACGUUCAACAGACAGCUAGACAGGUUUAGGUCCAGUGUAAUUCAACAGACAGCUAGACAGGUUUAGGUCCAGUGUAAUUCAACAGACAGCUAGACAGGUUUAGGUCCAGUGUAAUUCAACAGACAGCUAGACAGGUUUAGGUCCAGUGUAAUUCAACAGACAGCUAGACAGGUUUUGGUCCAGGGUAAUUCAACACACAGCUAGACAGGUUUAGGUCCAGUGUAAUUCAACAUACAGCUAGACAGUUUUAGGUCCAGUGUAAUUCAACAGACAGCUAGUCAGGUUUAGGUCCAGGGUAAUUCAACAGACAGCUGGACAGGUUUUGGUCCAGUGUAAUUCAACAGACAGCUGGACAGGUUUUGGUGCAGUGUAAUUCAACAUACAGCUAGACAGGUUUUGGUACAGUGUAAUUCCACAGACAGCUAGUCAGGUUUAGGUCCAGGGUAAUUCAACAGACAGCUGGACAGGUUUUGGUCCAGUGUAAUUCAACAGACCGCUAGACAGGUUUAGGUCCAGUGUAAUUCAACAGACAGCUAGACAGGUUUUGCUCCAGGGUAAUUCAACAGACAGCUAGACAGGUUUUGGUGCAGUGUAAUUCAACAGACAGUUAGACAGGUUUAGGUCCAGUGUAAUUCAACAGACAGCUAGACAGGUUUAGGUCCAGGGUAAUUCAACACACAGCUAGACAGGUUUUGGUCCAGUGUAAUUCAACAUACAGCUAGACAGGUUUUGGUGCAGUGUAAUUCAACAGACAGCUAGACAGGUUUUGGUGCAGUGUAAUUCAACACACAGCUAGACAGGUUUAGGUCCAGGGUAAUUCAACACACAGCUAGACAGGUUUUGGUACAGUGUAAUGCUAUUAACUAAAUAAACAUGUCUUCACAAUAUAAUGUUUAUAAUACAUCCUGCCUACUGAUAAUUUACUUUUUCUACACCAAUAAUGUCAUAUUUGACUAAUUACCAGACAGUCCCCACAACCGUGUUUGUACUGACCUUAUCCCAACACCUAGCAACCUUAUAACCUGGUCUAUACUGAGUUUAUACUGUAGUGACCUCAACCCAACACCUAGCAACCUCAUAACCUGGUCUAUACUGAGUUUAUACUGUAGUGACCUUAACCCAACACCUAGCAACCUCAUAACCUGGUCUAUACUGAGUUUAUACUGUAGUGACCUUAACCCAACACCUAGCAACCUCAUAACCUGGUCUAUACUGAGUUUAUACUGUAGUGACCUUAUCCCAACACCUAGCAACCUUAUAACCUGGUCUAUACUGAGUUUAUACUGUAGUGACCUUAUCCCAACACCUAGCAACCUUAUAACCUGGUCUAUACUGAGUUUAUACUGUAGUGACCUUAUCCCAACACCUAGCAACCUUAUAACCUGGUUUAUACUGUAGUGACCUUAUCCCAACACCUAGCAACCUCAUAACCUGGUCUAUACUGAGUUUAUACUGUAGUGACCUUUACCCAACACCUAGCAACCUCAUAACCUGGUCUAUACUGAGUUUAUACUGUAGUGACCUUAACCUAACAACCUCAUAACCUGGUCUAUACUGAGUUUAUACUGUAGUGACCUUAACCCAACACCUAGCAACCUCAUAACCUGGUCUAUACUGAGUUUAUACUGUAGUGACCUUAACCCAACACCUAGCAACCUCAUAAC
This is a messenger RNA of Salvelinus namaycush (lake trout), 3234 nucleotides long. RefSeq names its product prostaglandin reductase 1-like. Bases 289 to 1278 code for a protein of 329 amino acids. Gene Ontology annotation, biological process: prostaglandin metabolic process. Gene Ontology annotation, molecular function: 15-oxoprostaglandin 13-reductase [NAD(P)+] activity; 2-alkenal reductase [NAD(P)H] activity. The record is from RefSeq and is a predicted model, not a curated record. The transcript has 9 exons. Gene Ontology annotation, cellular component: cytoplasm. NCBI's taxonomy places the organism in Eukaryota, Metazoa, Chordata, Actinopteri, Salmoniformes, Salmonidae.